Molecule: messenger RNA, 2685 nt
Organism: Knipowitschia caucasica
Lineage: Eukaryota; Metazoa; Chordata; Actinopteri; Gobiiformes; Gobiidae
Source: the annotation of a GenBank genome assembly
AUGCUCUCACCCUGCUUGCUCUCGUCCUGCUCUGAUUGGUUUAUUAGCCCUCUCUGCACGGAUGGGAGAGCAGUGAGAGGACUGUCAGGACUAUCAGCCCUGUGGGGGUCACGGGGGGGUCGUACAGCUGUGGGCGGGGCGGGGGGACACCCACGUGCGCGAACCCGCAGCGUGCACGCGCCCAAGGGCAAACAUGAGGCGCGCAGCCGCGUGUUCGCGGAUCUGAGCCGGGACGAGUACGCGCAGGUCCAGGACUACAUGCUGCGGCAGAAGGAACUCAACAUCUCCACGCGCCAGAGCACGAGACCUGACGAUAACUUUCUGUUUUUGAUAGAUCUGCGCCCCUCUCUGCACGGAUGGGAGAGCAGUGAGAGGACUGUCAGGACUAUCAGCCCUGUGGGGGUCACGGGGGGGUCGUACAGCUGUGGGCGGGGCGGGGGUCGCACCUCGCGCCUCUGGCUCCGUGCGUCAGUGUGUUGCUGCAGACUUAAGAUGAACUCUCUACUGAAGUGGGCCGUGGGGCUCCUGGUGCUCUUCUCCGUGCUCCUGAACCUCGCUCUGAUCGUGGGAUACUCCCGCAGGACACCCACGUGCGCGACCCGCAGCGUGCACGCGCCCAAGGGCAAACAUGAGGCGCGCAGCCGCGUGUUCGCGGACCUGAGCCGGGACGAGUACGCGCAGGUCCAGGACUACAUGCUGCGGCAGAAGGAGCUCAACAUCUCCACGCGCCAGAGCACGAGACCUGACGAGAACUUUCUGUUUUUGAUAGAUCUGCGCGUGCCCGCGAAGUCUGAGGUCUUAGCGCACCUUGACGCGCACGGCCCUGCUCCGCGCAGAGAGGCCACAGUGGUGGUGUUCCACGGCUCCACAGGCUUCAUUAAAGAGUAUGUGGUGGGACCCCUGCCCAAGCCCUCCGACCACCGCGACGUGACGGCCCAAGACUACAAGGCAGAGCUGCCGCUCAGCGCGCGCCCCGUCACCAUUGGAGAGUAUAUCCUCAUCUUCAAGCUCCUGGAGCAGAGGGUCUUCUUGCCUCUGGCCAAAGUCCUCCAUGAGAGUUUCGGCGCAGAUCACAAACAUCGGCUCAAUGCGUUUGAACAGAUGCCGCGCGGAGUGCGCUCCGGAGAGCGCAAGACCUGGAUCUCGUUCUUCCGUGACCAGAGCGGGAUGUACAUCCAGCCCGCGGGCUUCGAGUACUUCGAGUCCGUGAACGCGCUGCUGGACGCGUACCGCGCGGGCUCCGUACAGAAGUUGUCUGCGUCUCCGUGGGAGGACUACGGCUCCCUGAAGCCCCGCAGCAGACCCCUGCAGGUGGGCCCGCAGCUCGUGAGCCCCGAGGGCCCGCGCUACAGUGUCAGUCACAACCAUGUGCUGUACAUGGACUGGAGCUUCGCCUUUGGCCUGAGCUCGCUCACGGGCAUGCGCGUGUUCGACGUGCGCUUCAAAGACGAGCGCGUGCUGUACGAGCUGAGCGUGCAGGAGGCCAUGUCCGUGUACGGCUCCGUGACCCCGGGGAUGGGCAUGACUAAGUUCCUGGACUCCAGCAUCGGCAUCGGCCGCUUCGCACACGAGCUGGUGCGCGGCGUGGACUGUCCGUACGAGGCCACGUACGUGGACACGUACAGGUACAUAGACGUGGCAGAGGCGGGUCGCUACCGGAACUCCAUCUGCGUCUUUGAGCUGUCUCUGGGCCAGCCGCUGCGCAGACACUUCGCAGACUUCUUCAGCCACAGUUACGGCGGGAUGGUGAACAGCGCCUUGGUCUUCAGGACCAUCACUGCCAUCGGGAACUACGACUACAUGUGGGACUUCAUCUUCUACCAGAGUGGGGCCGUGGAGGCCAAGGUGCACGCCACAGGAUACAUCUCCUCCUCCUUCCUCGUGGCCGGAAGUCUCAAACACGGACACCAGGUGGCGCACAACGUGCUGGGCAACAUUCACACGCACUUCAUCAACUUCAAGGUCGAUUUGGAUGUGGCAGGAGUGAAGAACAUGUUCCAGACCAAAGACAUGGAGUUCCGGAACGUGUCUCUGCCCUGGAUGCCCGAGCACCACGCCAUGGUCCCUCACCUGGUGGAGAAGACGCUGAGCUGCGAGCAGGAGGCAGCUCUGCGUCACGGCACAAAGAUCCCCCGCUACCUCCACGUCAGCAGCAACCAGACCAACCGCUGGGGCCACGCCCGCUCCUACAGGCUGCAGGUGUACAGCUUCAACGGGGACCACCUCCCUGAGAGCGAACCCGAGGAGAGGUCCAUUUCCUGGGCCAGGUACAAAGUGUCCAUCACCAAACACAAGGAGCAGGAGAGGACCAGCAGCAGCCUGUACAAUCAGAACGACAUGUGGAGCCCAGUGGUGGACUUCAGCUCAUUCAUCCACGACAACGAAAGUAUUGUCAACGAGGACCUGGUUGCCUGGGUGACGGCCGGUUUCCUCCACAUCCCUCACUCGGAAGACAUCCCUAACACUGUUACCGUGGGAAACGGGGGCGGAGUCCUGCUGCGGCCACAUAAUUACUUUGACAUGGACCCAUCCAUAGAGUCUCCAGACAGCGUGUACCUGAGCCCCGGCUCCGAGAGCAGCUGCGAGAGCAACCGCAUGGCCUGUGCGGAGCAGGAGAGCUGCGGGCCCCAGCGCCCGGCCUUCUCCUACCACGGCUUUGAGGGCGUCAUGAAGUUUGAGGACUGA